AUCGCGCUCCAAGCUCCAAAAGAGCUCCAGCGAGCUUUAUUCCCCGAACCGACCGCACCACCCGCGACACAACAACACAACGCAGCGCCACAAAGUUUUGAUAAUACGCACGAGACGGACGUACGUUCAUUGGCAAUUAGCAAAAAGAAAAAAAUAAAUCACGGCAAAAUGAAGGUUUGCUGUAUUGGGGCUGGCUAUGUGGGCGGUCCGACAUGUGCGGUAAUGGCACUCAAGUGUCCCGAUAUUGUUAUAACCCUUGUGGACAAAAGUUCGGAGCGCAUUGCACAGUGGAACUCGGAUAAAUUGCCCAUUUACGAGCCAGGUCUGGAUGAGGUCGUUAAAAAGUGCCGCAAUGUGAAUCUCUUCUUCUCCACGGACAUCGAAACGGCCAUCAAGGAGGCGGACCUCAUCUUCAUAUCGGUGAACACGCCCACGAAAACGUGCGGCAAUGGCAAGGGACGUGCAGCGGAUCUGAAGUAUGUGGAGAGUGCAGCGCGAAUGAUUGCCGAAAUAGCGCAAUCGAACAAGGUUGUGGUGGAGAAGAGCACGGUGCCGGUGAGGGCGGCGGAGAGCAUUAUGCAUAUACUCAGGGCGAACCAGAAGCCGGGCAUCCACUAUGACAUACUGUCCAAUCCGGAAUUCCUGGCGGAGGGCACGGCCAUCAAUGAUCUGCUGAAUGCCGAUCGGGUGCUGAUCGGUGGCGAGGAGACGCCCGAGGGCCAUGAGGCGGUGGCCAAGCUGUCGUGGAUCUACGAGCACUGGAUACCCAAGCAGAACAUUCUCACAACGAACACCUGGAGCAGCGAACUGUCCAAGCUGGCGGCGAAUGCCUUCCUCGCGCAGCGCAUCUCCAGCAUCAAUUCGCUGUCGGCGGUGUGCGAGGCCACCGGCGCAGACGUCUCGGAGGUGGCUCGGGCCGUCGGCCUGGACUCGCGCAUUGGCUCCAAGUUCCUGCAGGCGUCGGUGGGAUUCGGCGGCAGCUGCUUCCAGAAGGACAUACUGAACUUGAUCUACAUUUGCGAGAAUCUGAAUCUGCCGGAGGUGGCGACCUACUGGCAGCAGGUGAUCGACAUGAAUGACUACCAGAAGCGUCGCUUCUCGCAGAAGAUCAUCGAGAGCCUGUUCAACACGGUGUCGGACAAGCGAAUUGCCAUUUUGGGCUUUGCCUUCAAGAAGAACACGGGCGAUACGCGCGAAACGGCGGCCAUAACCGUGUGCCAGACGCUGCUGGAGGAGGGCGCCAAGCUGGACAUCUACGAUCCCAAGGUGGAGCCCGAGCAGAUCAUCGACGAUCUGACGCAUCCCAGCGUCACGGAAUCCCCGGAGAACGUCAAGAAGGCGGUGCAAAUCCACAGCGACCCAUACAGCGCUGUGCGGGCCACACACGCCCUCGUCAUCUGCACCGAAUGGGAUGAGUUUGUGGACUUGGACUUCCAGCGCAUCUACCAGUCGAUGAUGAAGCCGGCCUAUAUCUUUGACGGGCGCAAGAUUCUCGAUCACGAGCGACUGCACCAGAUCGGCUUUCACGUCCAGACCAUUGGCAAGAAGUAUCAGCGGUCCGGCCUGCUACGCUCCUGGGGCAUUGUGCCGCAGCUGUAGAGACGAACUGUUGGCGGGGACAGUGGCAUUUACACUUAAAGUUUCUCCAGUAUUUACGCGACUAAUUUGUAAAUAUCCCGCAACCGUAACCGUAACCGUAACCCUAUCCGUAUCCGUAUUUGUAUUUGUAUCUAGAUUCGUGUGUGUGUUUUUUAUAUAGUUAAAGUAUUCAAGCUAGGCACGCCCAAAGGACAGGGCGUUUAGCACUCCUUUGAACCGUAUUUGUAUUCCUAUUACCGCGUCGAUACCCCCGCCCCCCCUCACACGAGGAUCGACUCGACAGUUGCAAUAUUAAACCUUACAGCAUAAGCACAUACUGUAUAUGGCUCAUUAAAAACGCAAAGCAUUUACACGAGAGCAUGUAAAUUUUAUAAAAAUAAUAACA
This is a messenger RNA of Drosophila obscura, 1984 nucleotides long. RefSeq names its product UDP-glucose 6-dehydrogenase (gene sgl). Gene Ontology annotation, biological process: glycosaminoglycan biosynthetic process. Lineage: Eukaryota; Metazoa; Arthropoda; Insecta; Diptera; Drosophilidae. The transcript has 3 exons. Gene Ontology annotation, molecular function: UDP-glucose 6-dehydrogenase activity; NAD binding. The coding region runs from base 169 to 1599 and encodes 476 amino acids. Gene Ontology annotation, cellular component: cytosol; nucleus. The record is from RefSeq and is a predicted model, not a curated record.